AUGAACCUCGACGUUCCAUCUGGAAGGAGGAAAACCAUCAAGUUCCGAACGAGAAAUUUCUCAAUUGAAGAUGAAAGGUAUUGGAUUCAACCAUCACGAUGUACAUCCGUCGAUAUGUCAUCACGAGAAAUCAUCAACAAACUGAACGAAAUGGAACAGGAAGUGAACUUUCAAAAGUGCCUUCUCCCCUGCACUAACCUUAUCCAAUUUCAGGAAAAACUCUUCAUAACAUAUGAUGUCAUUGAGAUAAAUCCAAAGUUUGCCACAGUCGGCGGAUCGAUUUUCGAAUUCAUCAACAACUCGAUGAGACCUGUUUUGAAAUGUCAUUUGAGUCAAGUGAAGGACACAAACAUGUUACAUCUAAUUGCUGCUUCUUUUUUCAAAAGGAGCGAUCUUCACGAGAUUUGGGCCAAGUGUGAAUACCCGAUUUUCGCCGGGUUGUUGGUGGUUUACGUCAGUAACAAAAUGAGAAAGCUGUUUUUGGAACAACACGAACCGGUUAUUGCAGAAGCUUUUGAGAAAAUUCAAGACACAUUCGACGACGAGUGCACCGCCCUUCUCGACCAAUGUUUCCAUAAUAGUGAACGUGACACACGCGCAGUUUUGGACACGAAUUAUCACUUAUUUAUCCAUACAGAUGGAUGCCCUUCGACUGCAGAGGAUAUGGAGGUUAUGGCGUUGGCGGCGGCAGCUAAAGCUAAAAAUUUCCUGUCGCAUCCUGCAUGUCAACGAGAAAUUGACUUCCGGUGGCAGCCGGGAUUUAAAUUAGGACAGAUGGCAUUCUGUCUAUUUUUCUUCUUCCCGCCGUUAUUUUUCCUUCGUGGACGACAAAGAAUCAAGAAACGAGAGAUCAAGACGAUGAUGGUCAAAAUGGAUAUGGCGGGACAGAUGACUUCGAUUACUUAUAGCAACUUUAUGAUUCGAGUCUACAAUUUUUAUACAUCGCCGAAUGCGAAAUAUGUGAUUCACACAUUAUUUCGAUUGAUUUAUGUGAUUUUUUAUGCUUAUGUACUGAUGACAAUGACAAGAAAGACAAUGGUUAUGAAUGAAUUGGAUGAGUUUUUGGAUGAAAUGGCUAUUAUUGUAUGGCAAUGUGCAUACCUCACGGAGAUGGCUGUUCUGGUUUAUCAGAGGGGAUUCUACAACUGGGCUGAACGAAAUACUGCGGAUCUCUACCGUAACUAUCUAGUUGCCAUGACAAUGAUAGCCUGGUCUUUGGCAGUUAUAGCUCCUCCUACUUGGCCUAUCCGAGCUUUUGCUAUCAUUUCUGCAGAUCUUUUCUUCUAUUUUUCGUUUGUCUUCGCCACGUUGAGACUGAUGAAAAUUGCAAAUGUCGACGCGUUUUUUGGGUCAAUUGUGCUAAUGAUAAAGAAAAUGAUUCCAAUCAUGGUCAAAUUCAUGUUCGUUUUCAUGGUAUUCUGGUUCACGUAUGCAGUGUGUCAUAUCAGUUUGGCAGGUCACUUGAAGAGUACACCGAAUAUUACAGAUGUUGUCUGGCCGUGGCUUCUUUUCAGCAGUGGAGCAUUUGAGAUUUUUGGAGAAGCCGAUGAGGAAGAUAAGUUGGGAACUGUCAGUAAAUGCUCGUCAGCGCCACUGAAUUGGGACGUCAUCACAGAUUCGUCGGUUCAAUGUUGGUUUAAGACAAGUAUGAUUCCAGUAUUCCUGUUCUGCUACAUGUUGGUCUCCAGCGUUCUUUUGGUCAACUUGGUCACCGCUCUCUUAUCGAAGAAAUACGAGGAUAUUGACAAAGUUUCACAUAUUUACUGGAAAUAUAAAUUGUAUAGUCGGUUGAUUGAGUGA
Messenger RNA from Caenorhabditis remanei, 1800 nucleotides. RefSeq lists its product as uncharacterized. Gene Ontology annotation, biological process: monoatomic cation transmembrane transport. Bases 1 to 1800 code for a protein of 599 amino acids. Gene Ontology annotation, molecular function: monoatomic cation channel activity. The transcript is spliced from 13 exons. The record is from RefSeq and is a predicted model, not a curated record. NCBI's taxonomy places the organism in Eukaryota, Metazoa, Nematoda, Chromadorea, Rhabditida, Rhabditidae.